ACUUAUCAGCAAUUCAUUUUCGUUUCCUCGACUUUGACGACUUAUCAUAGUUUUAAUCACACACACGCUGGCACCCUAUUACACAUCAAUCUAACAAAACAUGGCCGCAUUGCCAAUAGGUUUGACAUAUUGGGAUGUAGGACGGUUGGUGACAAUUGUGUGUCUGCCGCUGUUACUUUCGUGUUGUUACGUAACAACUUUUCUCGUCUGUCUGUCUGUUAUUUAUGUUGCAUUCUACCUGUACAGAAAAUCUACAAUAAAACGGAUACCUGUAUCUGGUCAAGGAGUCCUUAUUACUGGAUGUGAUACCGGAUUCGGACACGAAUUUGCCACAAGAUUGGACAGCUUGGGAUUUACAGUUUUCGCAGGUUGUUUAUCAGCAGAAAGUGAUGGAGCUAAGAACCUAAAAAAAAGUAAAACAGGCCGACUACACGUCCUUGGUCUCAAUAUAACGAAGGAUGACGAGGUGCUUAAAGCAGUAACAUACGUAACUAAAGUCAACGAAAAAACAGGAUGUGGUUUAUGGGCGUUGGUGAAUAAUGCUGGAUUAAACAUGCUAGGUGAUAUAGAGCUGUUUACCAUGGAAAUGUUUUACAAAAUCUCGGAGGUAAACAUGUAUGGAAUGGUCAGAGUGACCAAAGCGUUUCUACCAUUGAUCCGCAAAAGUAAAGGUCGCAUUCUUAACACAACUAGUGUAAAGGGUAGACUUUGCUUGCCAAAAAAUGCUGCCUAUGUUAUUACUAAAUUUGGUGGAGAAGCAUUUUCAGACGUUCUACGCUUGGAAAUGCUCAAGUUUGGAGUACGGGUUAUUGUUAUAGAACCUGGAAAUUUUGGCGGAGCAACAGGAAUGUUAAACGAACAAUCUCUUAAAGCUAUUAAAAGAGAUUUCGACGCCAUGGCUGAACAAGUUUCUCCAGAGGUACAAGAUGCUUACAAUGCUAAACAAUAUUUGGAAGAUUUGUACAAGGCCGUAUGUGGUAGCAGUAACAGUACGUAUCCUGGACUGAAACCAGUGGUUGAUGCUAUGGAGGAUGCUGUUGUCAGUACUCAUCCUAAAUAUAGAUAUCUUAUUGAUGGAAGCAACUCCUUCUAUGAUGUGUACUGCAAUCUUGCACGAUUAACACCAUACUUACCUGAAUCUUGGAUGGACUAUUUGGUUGACAGAACAUUUGCCAGCGGAAAACAGUAGAGCGCAAGAACGUUUAAGAACUCAACAUAGGGCCUUGCAAUACCAAGUGGACACAUUUCUUUUCUUUUAGAACUGUUUAUGUUGAGAGUGCAGCUCUUAUAAAAUAUACAUGUGUAUCUAAAAUGUUCACAAAACAUGAAUCUAGAAGAUAAUUUUACUCGGUUA
Mytilus trossulus (common blue mussel) is the source of this 1354-nucleotide messenger RNA. Its product is annotated as D-beta-hydroxybutyrate dehydrogenase, mitochondrial-like. Gene Ontology annotation, molecular function: oxidoreductase activity. Gene Ontology annotation, biological process: steroid metabolic process. Gene Ontology annotation, cellular component: intracellular membrane-bounded organelle. The record is from RefSeq and is a predicted model, not a curated record. The transcript has 6 exons. The coding region runs from base 101 to 1189 and encodes 362 amino acids. NCBI's taxonomy places the organism in Eukaryota, Metazoa, Mollusca, Bivalvia, Mytilida, Mytilidae.